AAGAGGCUCUGAAUCAAGUACAUCAUCAGUAAUUAGAAGGAUGGAAAAACAUAGUAUCCAAUCUCAAGAUUUGCCAGAAAUUAUAGAAGAAGAUAUGUCGGAUGUAGAUGAUAAUGAAGAUGGUGAAGGUAAUCAUCCAACAGACCAAAGCAUUAUCCCUUUAGAAAAAGAAUCCUGUAAAAAACCUAGUAAAGAUACCCCUGAAAAUAAAUUAUCUAGUAAGAAAGUAAAGACUAAAGACGGAAAUGUAUCUAUGUUAAAAAAACUUAUUGAGGAGCUGAAAUCGCCAAGUUCUUCAACAAGUAGUACCACUUCUCAGGCUGAAUCUAUCACAAGCCCAA
This is a messenger RNA of Racocetra persica, 341 nucleotides long. NCBI's taxonomy places the organism in Eukaryota, Fungi, Glomeromycota, Glomeromycetes, Diversisporales, Gigasporaceae. The record is from the annotation of a GenBank genome assembly.